Xenopus laevis (African clawed frog) is the source of this 3800-nucleotide messenger RNA. It is a transcript of the gene ctcf.L, whose product is annotated as CCCTC-binding factor L homeolog. Gene Ontology annotation, molecular function: RNA polymerase II transcription regulatory region sequence-specific DNA binding; DNA-binding transcription factor activity, RNA polymerase II-specific. Lineage: Eukaryota; Metazoa; Chordata; Amphibia; Anura; Pipidae. Gene Ontology annotation, cellular component: nucleus. The record is from RefSeq and is marked provisional. Gene Ontology annotation, biological process: regulation of transcription by RNA polymerase II.
CUUAGUUCCACUCACCAUCGGCUUCCUGAUUACAGUUCCGGAGUGCGCUUAAUUUAGAGGAAUAUUUUUGACUAACCUGCUGGAUUUGGGCCUUUCCUCCAUUUUCUUGUCUUCCCUUAUCUUCUGCGACAUCUCGGCGGUCGCUUCGCUUAAUUUCUCGCGUUUCAAACGAGGUACCUUGACUACAAGUUGUUAAAAUGGAAGGUGAGAUGGCGGAAGACAUUGUGGAGGACUCUGAAACGUUCAUGAAAAGAAAAGAGACAAAGACGUAUCAGAGACGUAGAGAAGGUGGUGUAGAUGAAGAGAACUGUGUCAUAGUCCAGAGCCAAACAGAUAUUUGUGAAGUACCUCAUGAUGUCAACAGUAAUGUUCAGAUGGUGAUGAUGGAGCAACUUGAUCCAACCCUACUACAAAUGAAGACUGAAGUAAUGGAAGGUAUGGUUUCGCAAGAAGGUGAUCCUACUGUGGACGAUACACAAAUAAUUACACUGCAGGUUGUUAAUAUGGAAGAGCAGCCAAUUAAUCUUGGAGAGCUCCAGCUUGUCCAAGUUCCUGUAGCUGUUCCAAUGGCCACAACAUCUGUAGGCGAACUUCAUGCAGCUUUUGAAAAUGACGUAUCCAAAGAAGUUCUUCAGGAAGGGGAGCCCAUGAUUUGUCACACUUUGCCUCUCCCAGAGGGAUUCCAAGUAGUUAAGGUGGGGGCAAAUGGAGAGGUAGAAACUCUAGAGCAGGCAGAGUUACAACCACAAGAAGAACCUGGCUGGCAAAAGGAUCCUGAUUAUGUACCCCCUAUGAAAAAAUCCAAGAAAACUAAGAAAAGCAAACUGCGCUAUACAGAAGAAGGAAAAGAUGUGGAUGUCUCUGUCUAUGAUUUUGAAGAAGAACAGCAGGAAGGGCUGCUUUCUGAUGUGAAUGCAGAAAAAGUGGUUGGAAAUAUGAAGCCUCCAAAGCCAACAAAAAUUAAAAAGAAAGGUGUGAAAAAGACGUUCCAGUGUGAGUUGUGUAGUUACACCUGUCCUAGACGUUCUAACCUGGAUCGCCACAUGAAAAGCCACACCGAUGAAAGGCCACACAAGUGCCACCUAUGUGGAAGGGCUUUCAGGACUGUUACUUUGCUUAGAAACCACCUCAAUACUCAUACAGGUACUCGACCUCACAAGUGUCCUGAUUGUGACAUGGCAUUUGUGACUAGUGGUGAAUUGGUGAGGCAUCGUCGUUACAAACACACCCAUGAGAAACCAUUUAAAUGUUCGAUGUGUGAUUAUGCUAGUGUUGAGGUCAGUAAACUCAAGCGACAUAUUCGGUCCCAUACUGGAGAACGUCCCUUCCAGUGCAGCUUGUGCAGCUAUGCCAGCAGGGACACAUACAAGUUGAAAAGACACAUGCGAACCCAUUCAGGUGAAAAGCCAUAUGAAUGCUACAUUUGCCAUGCUCGUUUUACACAGAGUGGGACCAUGAAGAUGCAUAUUUUGCAGAAACACACUGAAAAUGUGGCCAAAUUUCACUGCCCCCAUUGUGACACAGUAAUUGCAAGGAAGAGUGACUUAGGAGUCCAUUUGCGAAAACAACAUUCCUACAUUGAGCAAGGCAAGAAAUGCCGCUACUGUGACACCGUGUUCCAUGAACGUUAUGCACUAAUCCAGCACCAGAAGUCUCAUAAAAAUGAAAAACGAUUUAAAUGUGACCAGUGUGAAUAUGCUUGUAGACAGGAACGACACAUGAUCAUGCACAAAAGGACCCAUACCGGUGAGAAGCCUUAUGCCUGCAGCCAUUGUGAUAAAACUUUUCGGCAGAAACAGCUGCUUGAUAUGCAUUUCAAAAGAUACCAUGACCCAAGCUUUGUUCCUGCUGCAUUUGUGUGCUCCAAGUGUGGGAAAACAUUUACUCGAAGGAAUACAAUGUCAAGACAUGCAGACAGUUGCACUGGGCCUGACGGUACAGAUGGUGAAAAUGGGGAAGAAGGUGAAGUGAUUCACAAAAAAGGGAAACGUGGACGCAAGAGAAAGAUGCGCUCCAAGAAAGAAGGUUCUACUGACAGUGAGGAUAAUGCUGAACCUGAGCUUGAUGAUGACGAUGAAGACGAAGAUGAUGAUGAAGAGGAGGAGACCCCUGUAGAAAUAGAAGCUGAUCCUGAACCAGAAGAGCCAGUGAGUCCGAUUCCACCCCCUGCAAAGAAGCGUAGAGGAAGACCGCCUGGCAAAGCCAACCAAGCAAAGCAAAAUGCAGCUGUUAUUCAGGUGGAGGAUCACAACACCAGGGCAAUUGAAAACAUAAUUGUUCAGGUGAAGAAAGAAUCAGACCUAGAAGCAGAGGUAGUUGUGGAAGCUCCUGUACUAACACCUGCAGUGGAGGCACCAAAUGGAGACCUUACUCCAGAAAUGAUUCUAAGCAUGAUGGACCGGUGAUGCAGGCAAAACCCAUUGCCUUGCUUUAUUGAACUGGCUCGAGUUGUGUUUAAAUGGCUCAUUACUAUUUUAUGAGAUCUGAUCAUUUUAUUUUUAACUUUUUUUUUUUUGCUUUGUGGAUUUUUUUUAAGAUUUGUUUUACCAUAUAUGUACAGGCAAACCUCAAAGUAAGGCAAAACAUAAACUGGCUAUCCAACAUUAAACAUUUAAUUUCUUCAAGACGAUCAUGUAAUUAGUUAAUAUAUAGAUGAUAAUAAAGAGGUUUCCAUUCAAUUAAUUGUGGUUACCCCAAGUCUUUAGGGGAAAUUAACUUGCUCAGUUUUCCCCAAUGAAGUCUACUCAGAAUUAAUAAUCCCAAUCCUUCACAUGGCUUAGGCAAUUAAAAAAAUAAUAAAAAUAAACCCAAAGUAAUGGAUCUUGUAUCAUGAACCUAUUACCUAUUGGUGUUUCUUUGAAAUAGGGAUCACUGUAUACUAAGAUGCACCUACCAUUUUUAUCAGUUGUAAAUGCAGAUUAUGGUUGGUUGUUAAAAGUUAAAGUUCAAUUCAACAAUAUUUUGAAAUAGUUCUAAGGUAGGUAAAACCCUGUUUGCAAAAAUCUUGAUGUCCGCAAGUAGUAUAUUCAGCAUGCUUUAAAGUUCUAGCAAACAGAUUUUCUUUUCAAUCUUUGUUUUGUUGAGCAGAACCGGAAAACAAAGACUAUGUAAAUAACUUUUUUACAUUUUAAUCUUUUUCUAUCAAGAUGUUUGAAUAACUACAGAAGGAUGUGGUGAGCAAAAUAAUUUUAAUUACUGGCAUAUGGGAACGUUAAAAUAUUUAAGGCAAUGUGCAUAGUGGACAUAAUACAGAUCAUGAGUUUGAGUUUUCAAAUUGUAUAACAUGCUUUUUAUGAUACCGUUGUUACCCCUUUUUUAUGUUUGCUCUCUGUAAAAUAUUUAAUUUUACGCUAUUCUCCGUGUCGGUCACAAUGUGUUUAGGUGUCAAGUGACGGUAGAAUUGCAAUUUAUAGGGAUAGCUUUUGGUUCCUUUUCGCCCUAUCCCUAUAGCACAUUAUUCUGAAGCGCUGUUCUUCCCAUCCCGUAAUAGAGGACUCGUGCACAGAAUGUGGAAAUACCUGUAUAUGACAAGUCAAAAAAUUUAAUUUUUUUUUUUUUUAUCAAUCUUUAUUCUUGUUAAACUUUUACUUCCUCUAAUGUACUGCUUUUAAGAGCUAUCAAUUUAGAAAUCUGGAUAGAUAAAAACAUUUUUUGUACCUUGCUGUCCGGUGAUCUUUUCAUUUUAAAAAGCCAACAAGGGUAAACUGUUAAAAUUGUGGUGAAAAGGAAAUGUAGAAAGGAUUUUUGAAAUGCAAUUGUACCACUGUACAGCUAAUAAAUAAUAAUGGAUUCAUAUGGAG